This is a messenger RNA of Liolophura sinensis, 4902 nucleotides long. RefSeq names its product fibrillin-1-like. Bases 1 to 4902 code for a protein of 1633 amino acids. NCBI's taxonomy places the organism in Eukaryota, Metazoa, Mollusca, Polyplacophora, Chitonida, Chitonidae. The transcript has 13 exons. The record is from RefSeq and is a predicted model, not a curated record.
AUGACCACAGAAUCACCAGAGUGUGAACUAGGGAACUACAUCGGUGCGAUCACCACAGAAUUACCAGAGUGUGAACUGGGGAACUGCAUCGGUGCGAUCACCACAGAAUCACCAGAGUGUGAACUAAAGUACUGCAUCAGUGUGAUCACCACAGAAUCACUAGAGUGUGAACUGGGGUACUGCAUCAGUGAGAUCACCACAGAAUCACCAGAGUGUGGUGUGAUCACCACAGAAUCACCAGAGUGUGAACUAGGGUACUGCAUUGGUGCAAUCACCACAGAAUCACAAGAGUGUGAACUGGGGGACUGCAUCAGUGAGACCACCACAGAAUCACCAGAGUGUGAGAUGGGGAAUUGCAUUGGUGCGAUCACCACAGAAUCACCAGAGUGUGAACUGGGAGACUGCAUCGGCGCGAUCACCACAGAAUCACUAGAGUGUGAACUGGUGGACUGCAUCGGUGCGAUCACCACAGAAUCACCAGAGUGUGAGCUGGGGAAUUGCAUUGGUGCGAUCACCACAGAAUCACCAGAGUGUGAACUGGUGGACUGCAUCGAAUCACCAGAGUGUGAGCUGGGGAAUUGCAUCGGUGCGAUCACCACAGAAUUACCAGAGUGUGAAGUAGGGAACUGCAUCUAUGCGAUCACCACAGAAUCACCAGAGUGCAAGCUGGGGAACUGCAUCGGUGUGAUCAGCACAGAAUCACCAGAGUUUGAACUAGGAUGCUGCAUCAGUGCGAUCACCACAGAAUCACCAGAGUGUGAGCUGGGGAAUUGCAUCGGUGCGAUCACCACAGAAUCACCAGAGUGUGAACUGGGAGACUGCAUCGGUGCGAUCACCACAGAAUCACUAGAGUGUGAACUGGUGGACUGCAUCAGUGCGAUCACCACAGAAUCACCAGAGUGCGAGCUGGGGAAUUGCAUUGGUGCGAUCACCACAGAAUCACCAGAGUGUGAACUGGUGGACUGCAUCGAAUCACCAGAUUGUGAACUGGGGGACAGCAGCAGUGCGAUCACCACAGAAUCACCAGAGUGUGAACUAGGGUACUGCAUCGAUGCGAUCACCACAGAAUCACCAGAGUGUGAACUGGGGAAUUGCAUCAGUGCGAUCACCACAGAAUCACCAGAGUGUGAACUAGGGUACUGCAUCAGUGUGAUCACCACAGAAUCACUAGAGUGUGAACUGGGGUACUGCAUCAGUGAGAUCACCACAGAAUCACCAGAGUGUGGUGUGAUCACCACAGAAUCACCAGAGUGUGAACUAGGUGCGAUCACCCCAGAAUCACCAGAUUGUGAACUAGGGAACUGCAUCAGUGCGAUCACCACAGAAUCACCAGAGUGUGAACUGGGGGACUGCAUCGGUGCGAUCACCACAGAAUCACCAGAGCGUGAACUAGGGAAUUGCUUCGGUGCGAUCACCACAGAAUCACCAGAUUGUGAACUGGGGGACUGCAUCAGUGAGAUUACCACAGAAUCACCAGAUUGUGAACUGGGAGACAGCAUCAGUGCGAUCACCACAGAAUCACUAGAGUGUGAACUGGGGUACUGCAUCGGUGAGAUCACCACAGAAUCACCAGAGUGUGGUGUGGUCACCACAGAAUCACCAGAGUGUGAACUAGGGUACUGCAUUGGUGCAAUCACCACAGAAUCACUAGAGUGUGAACUAGGGUACUGCAUCAGUGAGAUCACCACAGAAUCACCAGAGUGUGAACUGGGGGACUGCAUCAUUGAGACCACCACAGAAUCACCAGAGUGUGAGCUGGGGAAUUGCAUUGGUGCGAUCACCACAGAAUCACCAGAGUGUGAACUGGGGGACUGCAUCGAAUCACCAGAGUGUGAACUGGGGAACUGCAUCGGUGCGAUCACCACAGAAUCACCAGAGCGUGAACUAGGGUACUGCAUCAGUGCGAUCACCACAGAAUCACCAGAUUGUGAACUAGGGAACUGCAUCAGUGUGAUCACCACAGAAUCACCAGAGUGUGAACUGGGGGACUGCAUCAGUGAGAUCACCACAGAAUCACCAGAGCGUGAACUAGGGAAUUGCUUCGGUGUGAUCACCACAGAAUCACCAGAUUGUGAACUGGGGGACUGCAUGAGUGCAAUCACCACAGAAUCACCAGAGUGUGAACUAGGGAACUGCAUCGACGCGAUCACCACAGAAUCAGAAGAGUGUGAGUUAGGGAAUUGCAUCGGUGCGAUCACCACAGAAUCACCAGAUUGUGAACUGGAGGACAGCAUCGAAUCACCAGAGUGUGAACUAGGGAACUGCAUCAGUGUGAUCACCACAGAAUCACCAGUGCGUGAACUAGGGUACUGCAUCAGUGCGAUCACCACAGAAUCACCAGAUUGUGAACUAGGGAACUGCAUCAGUGUGAUCACCACAGAAUCACCAGAGUGUGAACUGGGGGACUGCAUCGACGCGAUCACCACAGAAUCAGAAGAGUGUGAGUUAGGGAAUUGCAUCGGUGCGAUCACCACAGAAUCACCAGAUUGUGAACUGGAGGACAGCAUCGAAUCACCAGAUUGUGAACUAGGGAACUGCAUCAGUGUGAUCACCACAGAAUCACCAGAGCGUGAACUAGGGUACUGCAUCAGUGCGAUCACCACAGAAUCACCAGAUUGUGAACUAGGGAACUGCAUCAGUGUGAUCACCACAGAAUCACCAGAGUGUGAACUGGGGGACUGCAUCAGUGCGAUCACCACAGAAUCACCAGAGCGUGAACUAGGGUAUUGCUUCGGUGCGAUCACCACAGAAUCACCAGAUUGUGAACUGGGGGACUGCAUCAGUGCGAUCACCACAGAAUCACCAGAGUGCGAGCUGGGGAAUUGCAUUGGUGCGAUCACCACAGAAUCACCAGAGUGUGAACUGGUGGACUGCAUCGAAUCACCAGAGUGUGAACUAGGGAACUGCAUCGGUGCGAUCACCACAGAAUCACCAGAGUGUGAACUAGGGUACUGCAUCAGUGUGAUCACCACAGAAUCACUAGAGUGUGAACUGGGGUACUGCAUCAGUGAGAUCACCACAGAAUCACCAGAGUGUGGUGUGAUCACCACAGAAUCACCAGAGUGUGAACUAGGGUACUGCAUUGGUGCAAUCACCACAGAAUCACCAGAGUGUGAACUGGGGGACAGCAUCGGUGCGAUCACCACAGAAUCACCAGAGUAUUGUGAACUAGGGAACUGCAUCAGUGCGAUCACCACAGAAUCACCAGAGUGUGAACUGGGGGACUGCAUCAGUGCGAUCACCACAGAAUCACCAGAGCGUGAACUAGGGAAUUGCUUCGGUGCGAUCACCACAGAAUCACCAGAUUGUGAACUGGGGGACUGCAUCAGUGAGAUUACCACAGAAUCACCAGAUUGUGAACUGGGAGACAGCAUCAGUGCGAUCACCACAGAAUCACUAGAGUGUGAACUGGGGUACUGCAUCAGUGAGAUCACCACAGAAUCACCAGAGUGUGGUGUGGUCACCACAGAAUCACCAGAGUGUGAACUAGGGUACUGCAUUGGUGCAAUCACCACAGAAUCACCAGAUUGUGAACUGGGGGACUGCAUCAGUGAGAUUACCACAGAAUCACCAGAGUGUGAACUGGGGGACUGCAUCGGUGUGAUCACCACAGAAUCACCAGAGUGUGAACUGGGGAACUGCAUCAUUGAGACCACCACAGAAUCACCAGAUUGUGAACUGGGGGACUGCAUCAAAUUACCAGAGUGUGAACUGGGGAACUGCAUCGGUGCGAUCACCACAGAAUCACCAGAGUGUGAACUAAAGUACUGCAUCAGUGUGAUCACCACAGAAUCACUAGAGUGUGAACUGGGGUACUGCAUCAGUGAGAUCACCACAGAAUCACCAGAGUGUGGUGUGAUCACCACAGAAUCACCAGAGUGUGAACUAGGGUACUGCAUUGGUGCAAUCACCACAGAAUCACAAGAGUGUGAACUGGGGGACUGCAUCAGUGAGACCACCACAGAAUCACCAGAGUGUGAGAUGGGGAAUUGCAUUGGUGCGAUCACCACAGAAUCACCAGAGUGUGAACUGGGAGACUGCAUCGGUGCGAUCACCACAGAAUCACUAGAGUGUGAACUGGUGGACUGCAUCGGUGCGAUCACCACAGAAUCACCAGAGUGUGAGCUGGGGAAUUGCAUUGGUGCGAUCACCACAGAAUCACCAGAGUGUGAACUGGUGGACUGCAUCGAAUCACCAGAGUGUGAGCUGGGGAAUUGCAUCGGUGCGAUCACCACAGAAUUACCAGAGUGUGAAGUAGGGAACUGCAUCUAUGCGAUCACCACAGAAUCACCAGAGUGGAAGCUGGGGAACUGCAUCGGUGUGAUCAGCACAGAAUCACCAGAGUUUGAACUAGGAUGCUGCAUCAGUGCGAUCACCACAGAAUCACCAGAGUGUGAGCUGGGGAAUUGCAUCGGUGCGAUCACCACAGAAUCACCAGAGUGUGAACUGGGAGACUGCAUCGGUGCGAUCACCACAGAAUCACUAGAGUGUGAACUGGUGGACUGCAGCAGUGCGAUCACCACAGAAUCACCAGAGUGCGAGCUGGGGAAUUGCAUUGGUGCGAUCACCACAGAAUCACCAGAGUGUGAAGUGGUGGACUGCAUCGAAUCACCAGAGUGUGAACUAGGGAACUGCAUCGGUGCGAUCACCACAGAAUCACCAGAGUGUGAACUAGGGUACUGCAUCAGUGUGAUCACCACAGAAUCACUAGAGUGUGAACUGGGGUACUGCAUCAGUGAGAUCACCACAGAAUCACCAGAGUGUGGUGUGAUCACCACAGAAUCACCAGAGUGUGAACUAGGGUACUGCAUUGGUGCAAUCACCACAGAAUCACCAGAGUGUGAACUGGGGGACAGCAUCGGUGCGAUCACCACAGAAUCACCAGAAAUCACCAGACUGUGA